Myxocyprinus asiaticus (Chinese sucker) is the source of this 2528-nucleotide messenger RNA. Its product is annotated as protein cornichon homolog 4-like. The record is from RefSeq and is a predicted model, not a curated record. Gene Ontology annotation, cellular component: COPII-coated ER to Golgi transport vesicle; endoplasmic reticulum membrane. Gene Ontology annotation, biological process: endoplasmic reticulum to Golgi vesicle-mediated transport. Lineage: Eukaryota; Metazoa; Chordata; Actinopteri; Cypriniformes; Catostomidae. The transcript is spliced from 5 exons. Bases 81 to 500 code for a protein of 139 amino acids.
CGAAGCAGAAAACGAAGAAGAAGACUAGCCAAGAAAUUAGCCCGGAAGCGGCGGCGCAGCGGUGAAAGAGGAAGUGUAAAAUGGAGGCAGCCGUUUUCAUCUUAUCACUCGUCGACUGCUGCGCUUUAAUAUUCCUCUCCGUGUACUUCAUUAUUACUCUGUCUGAUCUGGAGUGUGACUACAUCAACGCUCGAGCUUGCUGCUCAAAGUUGAACAAAUGGGUUAUACCUGAGAUGAUCGGUCAGGCUCUGGCCACUGUGUUAAUGCUGGUGUCCAUGCACUGGUUUGUGUUCCUGCUCAACCUUCCUGUUUCAUCAUGGAAUGUGUACAGAUACAUGAAGGUUCCGAUGGGGAACAUGGGGGUGUACGAUCCGACAGAGAUUCAUAACAGGGGUCAGCUCAAGUCCCAUAUGAAGGAAGCCAUGAUCAAACUGGGCUUCCACCUUCUCUGCUUCUUCAUCUACCUGUACAGCAUGAUCCUGGCACUGAUCAACGAUUGACCGCAGCAGUCUUCAAGAACAAACUGCCAAAUUAUAAACUGGCCUUUAUGCUUUGUGAAACAAAAUUCAUCCACCCCAAACAGAAGAUGUGCCCCAGCUCUCCUCAAGACAUCACUAUUCCUCUACAGAAAAACACAACCACAAAACCCUGGAUGAAAUGUGAGACAGCGCACAGUACAUCUGUAUGUUUUAUUUGUGUCGGACUGAGUGAUCUUGAACUGCUUCUCAGAGCAGAAGCUUCAAGACAAUGGCACUGACUCAUCUGACCGUCUGUUUGGCAAGUUUAAAAAUGCAAACAUUGCAGACACAGGUGACUCACCAAAACAUGUCCCAUUUCACCCUGAAAUCAAAGUAAAAAAAUAAGAGAUUAUAUUUGAAUAGAGAAAAUGAAGCCUGUUUUAGCACCAUUAAGACUUUUUGCACUGUGACAUUAUUUUAUGACUUUUUAUUUUAUUACAUCAGCAUUAAUUAAAAGCAGUACAGCAGAUACUAUUUUAAUGCAUCAUUUUUUUAUGAUCAAAAUAACAUUGUAAAAUAGGCUUUAUUUUCUUUAAGCAAAAUAUAGUGAUUUUCCAAAAAAUUGUCUUGAUCUUGACAUGCGUCCACCUGCAUGUGUUUUUGAAAUGUCAAUCGUUGAAAUCGUUUGUGUAUGUUUAAUUGUUUGCGGUUAAAUGGAGUGUCAUCCAAAGGACAACUAGAAUAACCAUUUAAGAUGGUAAUCUCAUAAUCUCAUGUGUUAUUACAGCCAUCUCUGGUUCAGAGCUUUCACACCUCUGAGGCUUUAACAUUCAACUUACUAGUUAUGUGACAUUUCAAUGGCAUGUCAAACAUACAUCAUUACUUUUGCACGUCCUAAUUGUCAUUUUAAAGAACAUGUCAGAUUUAUAUCAGAUCAAUCAACCUGAUAUUUGUUUAUUUUGAAGUGAAUUUUCAUCCGUAUAUCUUGAAUCUGACGAAAUCUGUCAAGAACAUGUCUGGAUCAUAAUUCGCCCCAAAAUCAAAAGGAAGAAAUAAGGAAUUGUAUUUUACGUUAAGAAGAUGGAUUCUAUUCUAAGACCAUUACGAUUUUUUUAAAUUGGCAUUAUUUUCAUGACAAUUGCGCAAAUUUUCCCCCAAAUGUGUCCAAACAUUUUCAUGAGAUACUCAUUAUUUUACUGUAAUACAAUUCUCGUUUACAACAUGUACACUAUUUUUACAUCAUGGUAGUACUUGCUGUACUGCGUUUAUGGUGAUUUAAAUGUAAAAGAAAAUCACUACUAAUGAGAAUCGUCAUUGGAAAUAAUGGGAAUUUCAAAUCAACCCAAAAGUAAAAUGUAAAAGGUCAUUUAUGUGAAUUUGUUACAUUACAAAAAAUCAGAAUGGUCCUAAAAUAGGCUUGAGUUUCUUUCCAUUUAUUGUGUAAAAAUGGCAGGUUGUAUGAAUUCUGGGUAACCAGACAUGGGUGUGUGAUUACAGGUUGUAUAUUAACUUCUCUUGGUUGUCAAACGACACUACACAGCUCUAGUGAUGGGUCCAGCCAAACAGUGCGUCACAUGUUCUUAAUUCACUUUUAUUGAGCAGUAUUGUCCUGGAUUGGGACUGAUGUGUACAUUAUGCUGCCUUUGAAAUGUUCAAUGGCAGAUUUGAAUAGGUGCUGCGGUUAUGUGUGUGUCUCAUCAUUAAAUAUCUGAGAAAGGGUUUGGUUUUUAAAAAUGUAAGAUUACCGUCAUCCAUCACGUUUUGUUGUUUUUUUCUUUUUUUGCUGUUUGUGGGUUUUCUUAAAUAAAAGAUGAACAUAAACAAGAAGUUCUCACCAUUCAUAGAUAUAAUUGAAAUCUGAUGCUUUGAAAUCUAGUUAUUGUUUAUAAUCAUUGUAUAAUGUUAAAACCAGACCUACUAUGAGCUCAGUGGCGGUUGGUGGUGUUAAUCAAAUGUGGGAAAACACUGACAACUGGUUUUAAUCUACAGUGUUUUUUUCCCAAAAGCUCCUCAAACUGCUACUCAAACAGUGACAUUUCUAAAUGAAAAAUAAAUAACACCCUGUCUACA